CGAGCCGAGCGGACGCGCGUUUGUCUGUUAGCGGAUGAAACAAACAGAAAAAGAAGAAAUAUCGCCUCGAGAAAAUUUAGAACACAAUUUAUCAAACGCGCUAUCGCACCCCCCACUUGGAUUACGGUCAACGCGAAACUACAACAGCGGAAUAAAGAUAUAGAAAUCGAAACAAAAAAACCGAAUCAAAAGAUAUAAAAGAAAAUAAUAGCCAGCGGGAAGAAACAAGAAAAUCGUUUUAGAUAAAGCAUUAAAUCGCUUGAUGUGGUGUUGAAUGUGAAAAGUGCCGAUUGUGCAAAGCUGCGCUAUAAAACCAAACAAAAACCAAAAAAGCUACGAAAAAUCCCAAAUAAACACAAACACAAAAUGGGCGAGAAAUAGAACGAGCAGUGAAAUUGACCAAAAGAAGCCCCCCAAUAGCCCCCCAAAAUCGAAGCCCCUUUCGAAGUUUAGGAACCGCCCGAAAAUGCUGGCCACCAGCCACAUGCUGUACGUGCUGAUUGCCACCUGGGUGAUACCCAUUUUCGGGGCAGCCUUGAGCAAAACGGUGUUGUACCAGGCGCCCGACGAGUGCCGCUGGUCCGGCGGCGGGGAGCACGACAUCACACUGGUCUGCCACCUGAGGACGAUCAAUUCGGAGCUCGAGAACACCAACUUCAGUGUGAUCCAGCCGCAGAACACGGUGCGUCUGCGCCUGGAGUGCAACGAUGCUCUGUUCUUCCAGAGCAGUCUGAGUCCCGAUAGCUUCAGGUCGCUGGUGGAGCUCAGGGAUUUGACCAUCGAGUACUGCAAGCUAGGCAACCUCACGGAUGGCUCGUUCCGAGGUCUCCAGGAGCUGAGGAACCUCACCAUUCGCACGCACAACGGCGAUUGGUCCACGAUGUCGCUGGAGAUGGCCUCCAAUAGCUUCGUGGAGUUCCGCCAGCUGGAGCGUUUGGACCUGAGUCUCAACAACAUCUGGCUUAUACCAGACGGCAUGGUGUGCCCUCUGAAGUCGCUGCAGCACCUGAAUGCCUCGUACAACAAGAUCCAGGACAUCAGCAACUUCUACUUCAGCGCCUCGUUGAGUUCGCGAAAGGCCCGCGUUUGCGGCUCCACGCUGCAGAGUCUGGAUUUGAGUGCCAACAAGAUGGUCAGCCUGCCCACGGCCAUGCUGUCGGCUUUGGGGCGUCUUACCCACCUGAAUAUGGCCAGGAACAGCAUGAGCUUCCUGGCGGAUCGCGCCUUCGAGGGUCUCCUUUCGCUAAGGGUGGUGGAUCUGUCGGCCAACCGACUGACCUCCCUGCCCCCGGAACUCUUUGCCGAGACCAAGCAGCUGCAGGAGAUCUAUCUGCGCAACAACUCCAUCAAUGUCUUAGCCCCCGGAAUCUUUGGUGAGCUGGCCGAACUCUUGGUUCUCGACUUGGCCAGCAACGAACUGAAUUCGCAGUGGAUCAACGCAGCCACCUUUGUGGGUCUCAAGCGACUGAUGAUGCUGGAUCUUUCGGCCAAUAAAAUCAGUCGUUUGGAGGCGCACAUCUUCAGACCCCUCGCCAGCUUGCAGAUCCUGAAGCUGGAGGAGAACUACAUCGAUCAGCUGCCUGGGGGAAUCUUUGCGGAUCUCACCAACCUGCACACCCUCAUCCUCUCGCGCAAUCGCAUCUCGGUCAUCGAGCAGCGCACUCUGCAGGGUCUGAACAAUCUGCUGGUGCUCUCGCUGGACUUUAACCGAAUCAACCGACUGGACCAGAGAUCCCUGAUCAACUGCAGCCAGCUGCAGGAUCUCCAUCUGAAUGACAAUAAAUUGCAGGCCGUGCCGGAGGCUCUGGUCCAUGUGCCCCUGCUCAAGACCUUGGAUGUGGGAGAAAACAUGAUAGGUCAGAUCGAGAACACGAGCAUCACGCAGCUGGAGAAUCUGUACGGCCUCCGGAUGACGGAGAACUCGCUCACCCACAUCCGCCGAGGGGUCUUCGAUCGGAUGAGCUCCCUGCAGAUCCUCAAUCUGUCCCAGAACAAACUGAAAACCAUCGAGGCGGGUUCCCUGCAGAGGAACAGCCAACUGCAGGCCAUUCGGCUGGACGGGAAUCAACUGAAAUCCAUUGCCGGCCUCUUCACCGAGCUGCCCAAUCUGGUGUGGCUGAAUAUCUCGGGCAAUCGUCUCGAGAAAUUCGACUACUCGCACAUUCCCAUCGGCCUGCAGUGGCUGGAUGUGCGGGCCAACAGGAUCACCCAGCUGGGCAACUACUUUGAGAUCGAGAGCGAACUCAGUCUGAGCACCUUCGAUGCCAGCUACAAUAUGCUGACGGAGAUCACGGCCAGUUCGAUACCGAACAGCGUGGAGGUGCUCUACCUGAACGACAACCAGAUCGCCAAGAUCCAGCCGUACACGUUCUUCAAGAAGCCCAAUCUGACCAGGGUGGACCUGGUGCGUAACCGCCUGACCACCCUGGAGCCCAACGCCCUUCGGCUGUCGCCGAUUGCCGAGGAUCGCGAGAUUCCCGAGUUCUACAUUGGCCACAAUGCCUACGAGUGCGACUGCAACUUGGACUGGCUGCAGAAGGUCAAUCGCGAGUCGCGCACCCAGCCGCAACUCAUGGAUCUCGACCAGAUUCACUGCCGACUGGCUUAUGCUAGGGGAUCCUCGCAUGUCUCCUUAAUCGAGGCCAAAUCGGAUGACUUCCUGUGCAAAUAUGCCUCGCACUGCUUUGCUUUGUGUCACUGCUGCGACUUCCAGGCCUGCGAUUGCAAAAUGGAGUGUCCGGAUAGAUGCUCCUGCUACCACGAUCAAUCGUGGACCUCGAAUGUGGUGGACUGCAGCCGUGCCUCCUACGAACAGACGCUGCCCUCGCACAUUCCCAUGGACUCCACGCAGCUUUACCUCGAUGGAAAUAACUUCCGCGAGCUGCAGAGCCACGCCUUCAUUGGUCGCAAGAGGCUAAAGGUGCUCCACCUGAACCACUCGCGGAUCGAGGUGCUGCACAAUCGCACCUUCUACGGUCUGUUGGAACUGGAAGUUCUGCAGCUGCAGAGCAAUCAGCUGAAGGCUUUGAAUGGCAACGAGUUCCAGGGUCUGGACAAUCUGCAGGAGCUGUAUCUGCAGCACAAUGCCAUUGCCACCAUCGACACGCUCACCUUUACGCAUUUGUAUCAUUUGAAGAUCCUGCGGCUGGACCAUAAUGCCAUCACCUCGUUUGCCGUCUGGAACUUCCUGCCCAGCUAUCUGAACGAGCUGCGCCUGGCGGGAAAUCCUUGGAGCUGCCAGUGCGAGUUCAUCGACAAGUUCAGGGACUACAUGAAUCGCCACGAGUAUGUGGUGGACAAGGCGAAGAUGAAGUGCGACCUGGUCAGUGGAAAUGGCACCCAGCAGAUGGUCAUUUACCCGGGGGCAGCCGGAGAGGCCAGCUCCCUGCCCGUCGUCCAGUGCAGUCAGACGUUGCCUUUGGGUUUGGAUAACAGCUUCAAUUACGCUGAGCAGGCGGGUGGCGAGAACGCCUCGAAUGCCACCUCCACCAAAAUGAUCCUCAAUCAGCCGCCCAAGCUGGACUACAUACCCAUCCUGGUGGCCAUUCUGACGGCCUUCGUGUUCGUGAUGAUCUGCACCUCGUUGGUCUUCAUUUUCCGCCAGGAGAUGCGUGUGUGGUGCCACUCGCGGUUCGGCGUGCGGCUAUUCUACAAUGCCCAGAAGGAUGUGGACAAGAACGAGCGGGAGAAACUGUUCGACGCCUUCGUCUCGUACUCCUCCAAGGACGAGCUGUUCGUCAACGAGGAGCUGGCUCCCAUGCUGGAGCUCGGCGAGCAUCGCUACAAGCUGUGCCUGCACCAGCGGGACUUUCCCGUGGGCGGCUACCUGCCGGAGACCAUCGUUCAGGCCAUCGACAGCAGCCGGCGGACCAUCAUGGUGGUCAGCGAGAACUUCAUCAAGUCGGAGUGGUGCCGCUUCGAGUUCAAGUCGGCCCAUCAAUCGGUGCUGAGGGAUCGUCGCCGGCGUCUCAUAGUCAUUGUGCUGGGCGAGGUGCCGCAGAAGGAGCUGGAUCCCGAUCUGCGUUUGUAUCUGAAGACCAACACGUAUCUGCAGUGGGGCGACAAGUUGUUCUGGCAGAAGCUGCGAUUCGCCCUGCCGGAUGUCUCAUCCUCCUCGUCCGCCGCCCAGCGAUCGAACGUCGCCGGCCAGAGUUGCCAUGUGCCCAUCAACCAUGCCGCCUACCAUCACCACCACCACGUCCACCAGCAGGCGAUGCCGCUGCCCCACUCGGUGCACCACCAUCAGCAGCAGUUUAUGUUGCCACCGCCACCACAGCAGCCGGGCAGCUUCCGGCGGCAACCUUCGUUGCAGCAGCAACAUCAGCAGCAGCAGCAACUUCGCGGCAGCAACAGCGCCACGCAGCAGCAGCAGCAACAGCAGGCGGCCUUGCUGAUGGGCGGUGGGUCGGUGGGUGGGCCUGCACCGCAGAUGAUCCCCCUGGCGGGUGGCAUCCAGCAGCAGAGCCUCCCCUUGCCGCCCACCCAGCAGCCGACGCCGGCGUCCAGAAAUCUGCACAUGUGAGUGGGGCUGCCAUUGGGCAGAGGGUUAAAGGCAAGGUCAAACGAGCUGGAGAGCUACGAGAUAUAUGGCUUUUCACUAAUUGUUAAAAGAUUUAGGAAAGGUAUAUACAUUUUU
Messenger RNA from Drosophila takahashii, 4636 nucleotides. It is a transcript of the gene Tollo, whose product is annotated as Toll-like receptor Tollo. Gene Ontology annotation, molecular function: protein binding. Gene Ontology annotation, cellular component: extracellular matrix. NCBI's taxonomy places the organism in Eukaryota, Metazoa, Arthropoda, Insecta, Diptera, Drosophilidae. The record is from RefSeq and is a predicted model, not a curated record. Gene Ontology annotation, biological process: signal transduction.